Messenger RNA from Labeo rohita (rohu), 1143 nucleotides. RefSeq names its product family with sequence similarity 210 member Ab (gene mims1b). Gene Ontology annotation, cellular component: mitochondrion. Bases 160 to 996 code for a protein of 278 amino acids. The transcript has 4 exons. The record is from RefSeq and is a predicted model, not a curated record. Lineage: Eukaryota; Metazoa; Chordata; Actinopteri; Cypriniformes; Cyprinidae.
CCGUGCGCAGCAGCUCCAUGUGGAUAUGUGUGGUGAACGUGCGUGUACAUGACAUGUGUCUGGCGAGGUAUGGAGCGCUGCGAGGACUCUCCCUAAACCCACUGCAGACCUUCGAGAGGUGAAUGUCCUGUAGGUGGCGUUCUGUAGGUGGGGGAGGCGAUGCAGCGGCUGUGGGCUCCAGUCACGGUGCGGCGCGUGGUCCUGCUGCGCUCCGCGUACCUGGGUUACACCUGGGCUGUGCGUGAGCUUCCUGUGACCGUCCGGACCUCACGCUGCUUCAGUUGCACUAAUGUCAUCAGGACGAAGGAGGGCCGCAAAACCUCCACGGAAGAAGAAUCACAGAUAAACCCUCCACAGAGUCUAGCAGGGACUGAGGGGCUUUAUGCGACUGAUACGGGGUCUGACCCUCAAAAUAAGGCUGAAGUAGACCCUCUGCAGGACAAGUCUAUCGGGCUUUUUCAGAGGUUUAAAAAGACGUUUAAACAGUAUGGUAAAGUCUUGGUGCCUGUGCACAUCGUCACGUCCACUGUGUGGUUUGGGAGCUUUUAUUAUGCUGCAAUGAAAGGGGUGAAUCUGGUCCCGUUUUUGGAGUUCAUCGGUUUACCGGAUUGGAUUGUGGGAAUUUUGCGAGAUUCCCAGGGAGGCUAUGCACUCACAGCCUAUGCAAUGUAUAAGCUCGCAACUCCUGCACGAUACACCGUUACACUGGGUGGCACGUCCCUGUCUGUACAGUACCUCCGCAAACAUGGAUACCUCUCCACACCUCCGCCCGUUAAAGAGUACCUUCAAGACAAAAUGGAGGAGACCAGGGAACGGCUGACUGAAAAAAUGGAGGAGACAAAAGAGAGGUUUUCAGAGAAGAUGGAAGAAACCAAAGAACUGCUCUCAGGACGAAUGGAAGAGACCAAAGAGCGCUUCUCCGAGAGAAAAGACAAGCUUUCUGAGAAACUGCAGGAGACGAAAGACAAAAUGACGUUCCGUAAGAAAGCCGACUAGGCUGCGUGGCGAUGGGAAGAGAUGCAUCACUAAAAACAGUACUCAAAGUGUACUGUGGAAUGUUUUCACACAAUCAAUAAUUUCUGUCACAAGGUAACUGGUGUUGAUUUAAAGGGAUAGAUUAGCUGAAAAUGAUUAACCUUCUCC